AUGUGCAAGGAGUCCACACCACAUAGACCACCACCAUGUGCAAGCAGUCCACACCCACAUAGACCACCACCAUGUGCAAGCAGUCCACACCCACAUAGACCACCACCAUGUGCAAGCAGUCCACACCCACAUAGACCACCACCAUGUGCAAGCAGUCCGCACCCACAUAGACCACCCCCAUGUGCAAGCAGUUCACACCCACAUAGACCACCACCAUGUGCAAGCAGUCCGCACCCACAUAGACCACCAUCAUGUGCAAGCAGUCCGCACCCACAUAGACCACCACCAUGUGCAAGCAGUCCACACCCACAUAGACCACCACCAUAUGCAAGCAGUCCACACACACAUAGAUCACCACCAUUUUCAAGCAGUCUUCACCCACAUAGACCACCACCAUGUGCAAGCAGUGCACACCCACAUAGACCACCACCAUGUGCAAGCAGUCCAUACCUGCAUAGACCACCACCAUGUGCGAGCAGUUCACACCCACAUAGACCUCCACCAUGUGUAAGCAGUCCGCACCCACAUAGACCACCACCAUGUGCAAGCAGUGAACACCCACAUUGGCCACCAUCAUUUGCAAGCACCUCACACCCACAUAAACCACCACCAUGUGCAAGCAGUCCACACCCACAUAGACCACCACUAUGUGCAAGUAGUCCGCACCCACAUAGACCACCACCAUGUGCUAGUAGUCCGCACCCACAGACACCACCACUAUGUGCUAGCAAUCUGCACCCACAUAGACCACCACCAUGUGCAAGCAGUCCGCACUUGCAAAGACCACCACCAUGUGCAAGCAGUCCACACCCACAUAGACCACCACCAUGUGCAAGCAGUCUGCACCCACAUAGACCACCACCAUGUGCAAGCAGUCUGCACCCACAUAGACCACCACCAUGUGCAAGCAGUCUGCACCCACAUAGACCACCACCAUGUGCAAGCAGUCUGCACCCACAUAGACCACCACCAUGUGCAAGCAGUCUGCACCCACAUAGACCACCACCAUGUGCAAGCAGUCUGCACCCACAUAGACCACCACCAUGUGCAAGCAGUCUGCACCCACAUAGACCACCACCAUGUGCAAGCAGUCUGCACCCACAUAGACCACCACCAUGUGCAAGCAGUCUGCACCCACAUAGACCACCACCAUGUGCAAGCAGUCCACACCCACAUAGACCACCACCAUGUGCAAGCAGUCCGCACCCACAUAGACCACCACCAUGUGCAAGCAGUCUGCACCCACAUAGACCACCACCAUGUGCAAGCAGUCUGCACCCACAUAGACCACCACCAUGUGCAAGCAGUCCACACCCACAUAGACCACCACCAUGUGCAAGCAGUCUGCACCCACAUAGACCACCACCAUGUGCAAGCAGUCCACACCCACAUAGACCACCACCAUGUGCAAGCAGUCUGCACCCACAUAGACCACCACCAUGUGCAAGCAGUCCACACCCACAUAGACCACCACCAUGUGCAAGCAGUCCGCACCCACAUAGACCACCACCAUGUGCAAGCAGUCCACACCCACAUAGACCACCACCAUGUGCAAGCAGUCCACACCCACAUAGACCACCACCAUGUGCAAGCAGUCCACACCCACAUAGACCACCACCAUGUGCAAGCAGUCUGCACCCACAUAGACCACCACCAUGUGCAAGCAGUCCACACCCACAUAGACCACCACCAUGUGCAAGCAGUCUGCACCCACAUAGACCACCACCAUGUGCAAGCAGUCCACACCCACAUAGACCACCACCAUGUGCAAGCAGUCUGCACCCACAUAGACCACCACCAUGUGCAAGCAGUCCACACCCACAUAGACCACCACCAUGUGCAAGCAGUCUGCACCCACAUAGACCACCACCAUGUGCAAGCAGUCCACACCCACAUAGACCACCACCAUGUGCAAGCAGUCCACACCCACAUAGACCACCACCAUGUGCAAGCAGUCCGCACCCACAUAGACCACCACCAUGUGCAAGCAGUCCACACCCAUAA
Protopterus annectens (West African lungfish) is the source of this 2004-nucleotide messenger RNA. RefSeq names its product basic proline-rich protein-like. The transcript has a single exon. The record is from RefSeq and is a predicted model, not a curated record. The coding region runs from base 1 to 2004 and encodes 667 amino acids. NCBI's taxonomy places the organism in Eukaryota, Metazoa, Chordata, Ceratodontiformes, Protopteridae.